AUGGAAUAUGAGAAACUUUGCCUUCUUCAUUACAAUGAGCUCAACUUGGCUGAGGAGAGUUGGAGUAGACAGAAGUCCAGAAUUAGAAGGUUAAACUUGGGUGACAAUAAUACGAAAUUUUUCCAUAAGAAAGUUGCUAGCCACAAGAUGAGGAACAAAAUUAUCUCUAUAUGUGAUGAUGGGGGUACUAGACUGGAAGAACCUCAAGCUGUUAAGGAGGAAAUUCUCAGAUUCUACAAUAAUAUGUUUGGUUCCAAAUUUGAGCAUAAAAGACCCACAAAUGAGAGGUUAACUUUCACUAACACUGUUCCUACCUCUUUUCAUGCUUCUCUCAUAUCUUCAGUUACUCCUGACGAGGUUAAGGUAGCUAAUUUUGCUAUAAAUGGUUACAACCUGCCCUCCUUCACAUUAUCAACAAAGCUCAAACAGCUUUUGUCAAAGGAAGGUCAAUCUCUGAUAACAUUCUCUUCAUGCAAGAACUUGUUAGGAACUGUUAAAGAGACUCUGGGCCAGCUAGAUGUAAGAAUUUGUAUUACUUUAGCUAUGUAUUCAAUUGUGAGAAAUGGGGAAUUGGAGGGCUUCUUCAAAGGGGAGAAAGGCCUUAGACAAGGAGACCCUAUAUCUUCAUAUCUUUUUCUCUUGAUAAUGGAAGGUCUAUAUGCAAUCCUCCAAAAGAAGAUUUCUGAGGGUCAGUUCAAUUACCAUCCAAAGUGUUCAGCUCUGUCUAUUUCUUAUUUUGCUUUUGCUUAUGAUUUAUUCUUAAUGGCUGGAACUGAUUGCCACUCCAUUGCUAUUCUCAAGAAAGCUCUGGAUGAUUUUUACCAUUCCUCUGGCCUUAAACCUAAUCUUCUCAAAAGCCAGAUCUUCUUUUCAGGUGUUAACCUUACUGUUAAGACUGAUAUUCUUAGCAUUCUUCCAAUUCCUGAAGGGUCUCUUCUUGUGAAAUACUUGGGAGUUCCCCGUAUUUCAACUAGACUCAAAUAUGAUGAUUGUGUUCAGUUAAAAGAAAGAACUCAACAGAGAAUUGCUAGUUGGUCAAACAGUUUGUUGUCUUUUUGGGGUCGGGCUUUGCUUAUUCAAUCUAAGAUUAUGAAAGAAGUUGAGGCUAUGUUACGGGCUUUCCUCUGGUCAGGUCUUAAACUCAAAAGAGGAGGAGCUAAAGUCAAGUGGAUGGAAGACACUUUGUGGGUUAAAUGGGUUCACAACUAUAUCAUAAAGGACCAGCAUUUUUGGGUGAUGAAGGUACCCUACGAUUGUUCAUGGACUGUGAGGAAAAUUCUUAAAUUGAGAGGUCUGGGUCAAAAUUUUGUUAAACAUCAUAUAGGCAAUGGUUUGGGUACUUCUUUAUGGUAUGACAAUUGGCAUCCAAGGGGGCCUCUCUAUAAGAUUCUGGACGACAGAACAAUGUCUAGUUUGGAUACAGUUGCAUCUGCGAAAGUUAGCUCAGUAAUCUCUAAUGGUGUUUGGCAUUGGCCUAGGCCAAGGAACAAUCCGAUUCAUCAAAUUCAGAUGGCUAUUCCUGGGAAUCUGGUUCCUCAAAUUGAGAUGGAAGAUGAAGUUCGGUGGCAUAUAUCACCUAAUGGUCAGUAUACAACUAAGCAUACUUGGGAAGCUAUAAGAUCCAAAAGUGAGAAAAUCCCUUGGGCAUCCCUAGUUUGGCUGAUAAGUCUUUGCAGCACUUAUUCUUUCAUUGCAGUUAUUCAACCAACAUUUGGGAAGUCAUUUUAUCCAGAUUUCAUAUUCAAAGGAAGGCUGGUCUAUGGAAUUCUGAAGUUAGUUAGGCAAUUCAUUUCUGUAGGGAUUUUGUUUCUUGCUCUUGUCAAGUUGCCGGGGCUUUCCUGCGGAGCCGCGUAA
Molecule: messenger RNA, 1854 nt
Organism: Rhododendron vialii
Lineage: Eukaryota; Viridiplantae; Streptophyta; Magnoliopsida; Ericales; Ericaceae
Exons: 7
Coding region: 1-1854 (617 amino acids)
Source: RefSeq, a predicted model, not a curated record